AUGGCGGUCCGGCAACACAGAUACCAGCGGGCCCAGAGAGGAAAAAUAGCGACAGGCACAUCGGGCGCACUCUCCCACUCGCAAACUAAAACACCUGGGAUCACAAUGCUAAUGAUGCAAACAAGUGUCUCACCUGUCCAACACCUCGGCAUCCAGUGCAGCAAGAACCGACUCUACACAAAGAACGACGCAACACAAGUGACUGCACAGCAACAUACUCCACAGGGUACCAACAGAGCUGGCUCCCGAAGCAAGGCCAGCAAGCCAAGGGACGACAGUGGUGAGACAGAGAGAGACAAAAUACUGGACUUACCAGCACUGGGUAUUGGCUAA
This is a messenger RNA of Pelobates cultripes (western spadefoot toad), 333 nucleotides long. Lineage: Eukaryota; Metazoa; Chordata; Amphibia; Anura; Pelobatidae. The record is from the annotation of a GenBank genome assembly.